UGACAGGCACUCAGAUUUAACAGCCAUGCGAUCAAGAUUUCACAUACCGGAGCAGGCUCUCUCCUUGAAUGUUUUCAGGUUGAUUAAGUGAAUAGAAAAAAAAAAAAAAAAGAAAAACGAAGCUGCUUUCAAGUAUUGAAGAUACAAGGCCAGGAUGAACACGAAGGACACAAAAGUGACUGAAGGAGGUCUCAAUGUCACGCUUACCAUACGCCUUCUCAUGCAUGGCAAGGAGGUUGGAAGCAUUAUCGGAAAGAAAGGUGAGACAGUAAAGAAGAUGAGGGAGGAGAGUGGUGCUCGAAUCAAUAUUUCAGAAGGCUCAUGUCCAGAGAGAAUUGUGACAAUAACAGGCCCAACAGAUGCAAUUUUUAAAGCUUUUUCUAUGAUUGCACUAAAAUUUGAAGAGGACAUAAACGCUUCAAUGACAAACAGCACGGUGACAAGCAAACCACCUGUAACACUGCGGCUCGUCGUCCCGGCAAGUCAGUGUGGAUCCCUUAUAGGAAAAGGAGGUUCCAAAAUCAAAGAAAUCAGGGAGUCCACAGGAGCCCAGGUGCAGGUAGCAGGGGACAUGUUGCCAAACUCCACGGAGCGCGCAGUGACUAUAUCAGGCACUCCUGACGCCAUUAUCCAGUGUGUGAAACAAAUAUGCGUGGUUAUGCUGGAGUCCCCACCCAAAGGUGCCACCAUCCCCUACCGUCCCAAACCUGCCUCUGCACCUAUCAUUUUUGCAGGUGGCCAGGUAAGAGCAGACACCAUUUUGGCUUCAGCUGGAAACCACACCGUCUUGGCCCAACCUCAGCCAGCGCCUGCAUUCACGAUUCAGGGGCAGUAUGCCAUCCCUCAUCCAGACGUGAGUCCAGCACAUUUGACCAAGCUUCACCAGUUGGCUAUGCAGCAUCCCCCCUUUACUCCCCUUGGGCAGACCACCCCUGGUUUCCCUGGACUGGAUGCCACUACUCCAACCAGUUCCCAUGAACUUACUAUUCCCAAUGAUUUAAUAGGCUGCAUUAUUGGCAGACAAGGCAGUAAGAUAAAUGAAAUCAGGCAGAUGUCAGGAGCGCAGAUCAAGAUUGCUAAUGCCACAGAAGGCUCCGCAGAACGACAAGUUACAAUCACAGGAUCCCCAGCAAACAUCAGCUUAGCACAGUACCUCAUUAAUGCAAGGGAUUCCCCACACAUCGAGAGGAGAAUAGACCCCUUCAUUUUUAGUUGCACAAACACCAUAUGGCAUGCAUCUGGAUCUCAGAAGAUAACAAUUUAAGAUCUUCAAGACAGCUAAAGCAUGCAAAUAAAUUAAUGCACUUAUUAAUGGAGUUGCAGUGAGCUGCUCACCAGAGACAGAAACUCUAGUGAACAAACCUCUGUUUGACUCACUAGAAAAGCCUGUGAACUCUUACACUUCUGUUUAUUGCUGUUUAAUGAUUCUUUUGAUGGAAUGGGAUAUAUAUCUGAGGUCUUUUAACAUACCUUUGCAAAGAAGAAAACUUCUCAGCAUAUACCAUGGAUACUCUUAUCUAUACCCUGUGAAACCAGAAACAAAAUACUUUCUUCCUGUUGAAUUUCUAGAUAGAAGUCAUUUGUUACCAUCAUCUACAAUAAACCAUCAUAUAUUAUUAUGUACCAUGUGUUGAAACUGUAUUUAGAUGAAGUGACUUCAUUUGUAAAUGAAGACUCUUAAAGUAAUGUAUAAUAAAUUAAGCUCUAAGGUAACAUAGGACAUUAAGGUGACUUUUUCAUUUUAAGAAGUGACACUGUUCCUGAUUUCUUCUUUCACAAGAGAAACUCCUGUCCAGUUAGGUGCCAACACAGCAGCAGUGCUAGUUCGCAGUCACACUGGAGGAAGAACUGAGAAACUUUCAGCCAGCAGGGAGGUCUGCUGUAGCUGGGGUUAAGGUGCUCAGGCAGGUUUCUGAGAGGCAGAGCUAGGCUGCUGCUGCCUGCGCACACUGGAACCAAUUUCAGUGUCUGUCAGUCCUAAAUCUGCCACAAGUACUGCUGUCUCUUUUAUAGAUGUUGGCAUGAAAUAAACAGUGUUGGGGAAGAGCGGAGUACAGUGCCUAGACUAUAGUCUGGUAUGUCAAAAUAAUUAUAAUAAAUAAAAGCCAUAUAAGCAUUCAGGGUAAGGUGAACUUUUUCCCUCUCCCCCACAAAAUACGUCAUUCUCAUGAAUUUGGUUUCCAGGGCCAGUAUUUCUGCAUAAAUCAAUGUCUAAAAGCAGCAUAGGAUGUAAAAAAUAGUACCUGUCCAGUGUCCUGAAACGUUCUGUGUGUAUCUUUAAACUAGCCUCCAACCAAAGCUGCCAUCUAUAGAAUAAUUUAUCAAAUUGUUUUAAGACUUUUAUUGUAAUCUGGUGUCAAAUAUGUACAUAACAUACUCUAAAUCAUAGAUAUAUAAAUACAUUGAUACAAUAAGACAGAUUUAAAUCUUUCUAAAGUAUUGUUUUAAUUCUGUAUUGAUUACCUGAGUGCUGACCUCUGUAUGAGUAGAAUGUGUCCUAGCUUGUUUGCAGUAGAAGUGUCUUUUUUUUUUUUUCCUGUAAAAUCUUCUGUCUCUUAACUUGUCUUCACUGUAGUAACUGGAUUUUCAUUAUCCAAUUCCACCUUCUAGCUUUCAUUAAGAAUGAACUGCAGUUUAGGUUUCCUGUGUAAUAUGGGACUUUGGAUUAUAAAUGAAUUGUAGCCAGAAGCACUUGCUCCUUGUUGAAGAGCAGUUUCCCAAAGGUAUUUCUUUACCGCCUUUUUGACAAGAGGUUCAUUCACAGAGCUAACAGCACCACCAAGCCACACUUGAGCUUUAUUUCUUUCACUAGUUUGGGGUAAUGCAGGAUGGGGCCUUUGGUGUGUAUAUUCAUCUAGUGUAGGUCUUCAAAGGGACAGUGUAAAAUUGGCACCAUGAAAUUUUGUAUGAAGGCUGCCUCAUCCACUUUCAUAUCCAACUUUGUUGCAUCUACAAUUGGUUUGGGAAACUGCCGUUGUCACAGGGCAGCCGAUAGCUAACCUGACAUACUUUUACCUUAUGUGUUACCAUCAGUAAUAAACGUGAAGCAGGGCAAAUUAUUGCUUUAAUUGUACCUGUGUGAGUACAUCAGAGCACCAGGGAGUUUGAGUGGCUGCUACCAACACCAGUGUUUAACCUGUGGGAUCUAUUCUCCCUGCUAGUGCAGGAAAAAGCUCACACUUGAAUACCCCCUGUGUCAGUAAGGAUUUUUUUGUUCUUGUUAAAUGCAAGGCAGGCAAAUUCAGAGUCACCGAAAGACCAAGUCCUACAUUAUCUUUCUAUAUGCCUCCCUCCCAGAAUAAUACUGAUUUAGAAAUACAAAAAAAAUCCAGUAAUAUAAUCUGCAUAAACUGAAUUUCUCAAAACCUACUAAGGUAUCACCAUGCAACUCCAACACGCCAAGUCGAGGAUAUACCCUGGAGUUGCAUUCACUGAUUCAGUAUUAUUGACGUAAACCCCGCUGCGCAAGUACAUUGCAAGUAGCAAGUAGCACAGCUAACAGCACAAGGAUGCUCUUCCCUCUGCAAAGAACUACUCAGCUGUGAGGUUAGAAAAAUUCUGAACUGCUCAUCCAUGGGGACAGAUGAACACCACAGGGUAGGAAAACCAAAGCUUUACCUCCCACAAACGGGUCUGCAUUUCAUGCACUCACCCUCCUCCCCUCCCACGUCCUCAGAGAAGAUGUGCGCCUUCUAACUUCCCAGCAAAAGCCACCAAGGAGUUAAUACUCCAAAAGCCCUCUUUCUUUUGUGGGGAAGAGAGGACCUGCUGCUCAAGUGUUCCUCCCAAGCUCAGACGCACUUCAGGUAUCCUUUAGACUCACCAUCAGCAGCACUGCUUUGGGAGGCUUUAAUCUAGCGUCCCCAUCCCCUAUAUAGCACUGGUCAAGCACUUGCAUCCUUGCCCUUGCGCAAUGCAGCCAGGCCUUCUGGCCCUUGCCUUUCUCUGGCCAUAAAUAAUAGACCAGGGGCUGUUACUCUCAAAACUGCAUGUAAGUCUAAGUUGAGGAAAAGUAAGGCUCUUCCAAGCCCAGAGUAGGGCGACCAUGCUCCCCUUCCAACCUCUAGCCUGGCUACAGCUGCUCUCUUAAGUCUGCACACCCAGCCCCUGGCACCAACAGCGACCAGCACAAAUGCUGUGCUGGGAAGCUUCCCCAGGCCUGAUGGGAUUUGUGAGAAAGUGGUAGGUCCUCUGCCAGACAGGUCCUCUGCAUGGCCGGCCGGCUGCUCACUGGCACGCCACGCUGGGAGGGAGAAGCUGGAGCAGCUCCUCAGCUCACUCCCACAGAAAGCUCAGGAGCCUGGCAAGUAAUUACUGAAAAAAACCCCAAACUUAGAAUUAAUGCACAUGUGACUGCAGCUAGCGAAGAUUUUCUCACCCGUAGUCCUAUUUGUUUGAUAGGCUUCCCUGUCUCCCAGCUGGUCACACGUGAAAUGCACCCUUGAAAUUAGUAUUUAGGUUGUCCGCUGACCCAAAAGCCAGUGUACAAGCUGCAACAGAUGGCAAGGGGCGGAAUUACCUAGGUCAGGGGUCCUCAAACUACGGCCCGUGGGCUGGAUACGGCCCCGCAGGGUCCUCAAUCCGGCCCCCGGUAUUUACAGAACCCCCCGCCGGGGGUUGGGGGGGGAACCCAGCAGCCGCAGAUGGCUGCCUGCCACUGCAUCCGCGCGCCGGCCCCCUAGUUAAACAGUUUGAGGACCCCUGCUCUAGGUAAACAUUUUGCCAUCUGAAAAAAACCCCGUAUUUUUGGAAUGACUGUAUUUUAACGUCUAAAAAUGUAGAGAAAAGUCCAAGUGCACGGGCCAAACUCACCUCACGUGCCGAUGGGUGGUUAGAUUAAAAUGAAGGUGGUUUGAUACCUACAUCCUCCAAGGAGCCUGUCAUUGCCUUGGGCUCAGAGGUUGGGCUAAUCUGAACUUCCUUGUGCUGGCGGGGCCUGUCUGACAAUGUGUGUGUUGUAUCCAUGCAGUACCUUGUCUGUUAGCUGGUAAGCUCUUCUACGUUCACUGUAACCACUGCCACAAGCUCAGAAAGGAUGCCACUGCUGUGGAAGCCGGGGUGUAUUUCAGUUUACCUUUUUACUAAUUUCCUUAUAAUCAGAUUGCAUAAAUAUUUUGUUGUGAUUUAAAAAAAAAAAGAAAAAAAGUCUGGGAAAAGUACAAACCGAAGUGAACACACUGGCUAAUCAGGUUUGUUUUAGAUGAAAAAUGCACAUUGAUCUCAGUGAACAAAAUGAAAAACUAACUUUCUUAAAAAAAAAAACCCACCAAAAAUUUAUGCCUUAGAUGGAAGCAGCAAAUCAUUGCUCAGUCUCCUCUCAUCCUAGCAAAAUGACAAAGGGUACUAUUCAUGUCACAAAAUUGACCAAUUGAAAAAAUCAGCAAAACCCCCCGCGUCCCCCCUUCAAAAAAAACGUUAAUUUUGAAAAGCAAAAUUCACCAUACCAGUGCUGGGGAGUAAAAUUCAUAGUUAUUUUAAGUUUUCUUUUCAGUUUCAUUUUUUCCAUCUUUUUGCCAUUACCCACAUUCCUUAAUUUCUUUUUUUCAUGUGUAAAAUGAACUAGCAACCCCCGCAACCUUUUUUUUUUUUGAAAGAACUUUAGAGUCUCAGUAAUGUUUUCACCAUCAAAUCAUGAAAAACCCUUUUGUUAUUUCUCUUCUUUAACACAUAACAUGUUCCUCCUUUGACCCUCAUUUUCCCUUUUUUUCUCUCUCCUCCCUCUCCCUCCCACUCGUCUGUCCCCCUCGUCCACUGAUCUAAUCCUGCCCUUUUGUGGUUGCUGUCCUCCCUCCCUUCAUCCCUUCCUCCUCCUCCUCCUCCUCCUCCCGGCCCCACCACCCUGGCUGGACCCUCCCAACCUGUUUGUUCCUCUUCCUCUCUUCGU
Molecule: messenger RNA, 5884 nt
Organism: Falco peregrinus (peregrine falcon)
Lineage: Eukaryota; Metazoa; Chordata; Aves; Falconiformes; Falconidae
Product: poly(rC)-binding protein 3-like
Exons: 13
Coding region: 155-1264 (369 amino acids)
Biological process (GO): negative regulation of mRNA splicing, via spliceosome
Cellular component (GO): cytoplasm; nucleus
Molecular function (GO): mRNA binding
Source: RefSeq, a predicted model, not a curated record